Molecule: messenger RNA, 8331 nt
Organism: Cydia strobilella
Lineage: Eukaryota; Metazoa; Arthropoda; Insecta; Lepidoptera; Tortricidae
Gene: chp
Product: chaoptin
Exons: 26
Coding region: 368-4360 (1330 amino acids)
Molecular function (GO): protein binding
Source: RefSeq, a predicted model, not a curated record
UUUACGUAGUGCGCCCCGUGCCGUCGCGUAGCACGUACCGAACGCUGCCGACGAAAACCGAGCGAAUAUAAAAAAAACAAGUUCCAAAUUCAAAUGCUUGAAAAUCAAAAAUAAGGUGCCUAAUUUAUGUAUUUUUUUGUGAUUUUAGUUUUUUAUAUUGUGUGUUCGGAUGCUAGCAAGCGCUCUCCCUGGGAAUUGCUAUAGCAACGAAUGACGUCAAGUUCAGGGUUGGUGCAUUUUCGUUCAAUACAAGUUUCUGAGAUUUUCAUUCGACCAGUCGCCGAGGAUUUGAGUGGCCAGUCGCAUUGAAGUGAACGUGUGACCCGAAUGUAGCGGUUUAUGGAGGAGUGCACUUACUUCGCGAAUCAUGAGUUUGAUGACAAUCAUCAAGUUCGGGUACACCCUAGUGGUGGUCACACUCCUGCUGAUGAUAUGGGCCUCGCUAUCCAGAGCAUUAGACCUCCACGUGGACACCGGUCACCCGCCGUGCCUGUUCCAAGCGCUCUGCACGUGCUCGAAGCCGGCCGGAGACCUCGGCAUCGUGACUUGCAAGAACGUGCCCGUCCUGCGCGUGCCCGCCGCCGUCAACAGCUCCAAAGUGUUCACGUUGCAGCUGACUGGGAACAGGAUUAGAGAUCUUGAGCCGCAUUUCUUCCAGACAACUGGACUAUAUAGACUGGCGAUAAACCAGAAUCCCCUGGAAACGAUCCAAGAGGAGGCGUUCUACGGGCUGGACAAUACGCUGUGGGAACUGGAGCUCAAACAUGACGGGCUUACUGCCGUCCCGAGUCGCUCCCUGCGGUAUUUGCAGAAACUGAGGCUGCUAGACCUCACCGGUAACGAAAUCACAGACAUAUCAGGCGACAACUGGCGAGGCUUAGAGAACACGCUACAAACCCUGGUGUUGGCGGACAACUCCAUCGCCAACUUGCCGGUGGACGCGUUUGCCGGGCUCCCCAUGCUCGAGACCCUGGAUCUUCGAGGAAACCACUUAGCGAUCAUCGAAGCAGGCGUCUUUAGAGAUGGCAUGAGCAGGCUUAAUAAGCUGUUGCUCGGCGACAACCAACUGAGCUAUAUCCCGUACGAGGAGUUGUCCCCCCUACGGCAACUGAGAGUCCUGGACCUUUCCAACAACGUGAUCAAGCAAGUUCCACCGCUGCACGACAUUAACGGCGUCAGACUCUCUUUAGAUGUCUUAAAGUUAGACAAUAACAUCAUCAAGAUGCUGAAUCCCGGGUCAUUCCAGAAUUUCUACGUUCUGAAUCAAACAUCACUUGAUGGAAAUCCCAUUUAUGCCAUUAGGGAAGACGCUUUCCGCAACGCAAAGAUACGGACCCUGUCUCUCCGCGACUGCGGCAUCACGGAGCUUUCCCCGGCCGCCUUUGCGGGGCUGGAGAACAGUCUACAAACCCUCGACCUGGCCGAGAACAACCUCACCAUGAUCUCCAAGUUCAUGCUCAACAAACUGGACGCGCUGCGGUUCUUGAACCUAAAAGAAAACAAGGUGGAUACAAACUUGAUAGCCACAAACACGCCCACGGAGUUUUCGCAAGCGAAUUUCAACAAUUUUCAGUACAAGUUGUUCUACUUAGAUGUCAGUGGGGCAUCUUCUAUUGAAAUGAGCAUACAGGACGUAAGAAGGAUGAGAUCCCUGCGAUACCUAGCUGUAGGCAGGCUUAUCAGACGCAGUAUAAGAUCGGAAGACUUUUUAGAGUUUGGAGUGGAGUUGGAAGAUCUCAAGAUCUACGGGAGCACGAUCAAUAGAAUCGAAUCGAGCGCCUUUGAGCACGUACGGUCUAUCAAAACCUUAGACCUUUCUGAAAACGAUAUCGACUUCAUUGACCCCUUCGCUUUUGCUGAGUUGCACAGUUUAACUACGUUAAAAAUUGUUAACGGCUUAGCAGACAACGUGAAGAUUCUGCCUUUUGAACCACUUAAAGCUCUCAUCGAGCUUCAGUAUUUGGAUUUCAGUAAUAACAAACUGAAGAAUGUUCCUGACACGUCGUUUCAUUUCUUAUACAAACUGAGAUCGUUAAAUUUACAAGACAAUUAUAUUGACCACUUUUCGAAAGGGACACUUCAGGGUGACAUUCACAAACAAUUGGAAUCCGUUUACAUAUCUCAUAAUCAAAUGAGACAAAUAGUACAACACACGUUUGUAGAUCUGAGAGAACUCCAAGAAAUUUUCAUCGAGGACAACUUAAUUGAAAUAAUUCAAAGGAGAGCAUUUACGGGUUUGGAUAACUUGAAAGUUAUAAAACUUAAAGGAAAUAUAAUCAACGACAUUACUGAUGAAGCAUUUCAGAAUUUACCUGCACUUGCCGAGUUGGAUUUAUCCUUCAACAAACUGUUUAUAUUCAAGUUUUCAGUAUUUGACCAAGUGGGGUCUGCAACGGCGUUGAAAGUAAAUGCAUCUUAUAAUGAAAUUAUUUCACUGGCGGAUUCAAAUGCGCCCAGUUUCUUCACUUCAAAUUUCUAUGCGCCUCCUAAGGCACUAAAUCUUGGGACUGUAUCCGUCAAUAUCAGAGUAUUGGAUUUCUCUCACAAUAAUAUUACAUAUAUUGCCCCGUAUUACUUCAGGCACGCAGACUUAACUCUUUCGGAACUUCGGCUUUCACACAAUAGAAUUCGUAAUGUUACUCGUGAUGUUUUUGGAUCUAUGGUCAUGCUGCAAUAUUUGGAUUUGUCGCAUAAUGAAAUAUAUGAUUUGGAAUACGAUUGCUUCAAAAAAGCUAAAAAUUUACAGAUAUUGGAUUUAUCUCAUAACCAUCUAGUGGAGAUUCCGAUUGAGAUAUUCCACGAUAUGCAGUAUCUGACGUCCGUUGACUUGUCCCACAAUCGCCUUAGAAAUGUCCCUGAUAAUUUGAUUAUUUCAUCUGCGUUGGAAAGGUUUGACUUGUCCGAAAAUCAGCUAUCGAGGGUCCCAACAUCUUCUCUAUCGUCUUCAGCAGCAGCCAAUCUCGUCGAAUUUGACCUCAGCGGUAACAACAUUCCUUCAAUUGCGAUAUCUGACUUGGUUCAGAGAUUUAAGAACUCCGACCAAGUGGGCGAGUACUGGCCCGACGAACAGGACUACAGCGAUGAGUACAUGUACCACACGGCUAGACGAGAUCAUCAGAGAGUGUAUCACCAAAAAAAACAAUAUCCGCAGAAUAUUCUAUAUAAGUCUCUGGCCUGGCUCGAUUUGUCGGACAAUCACCUGGUUCGUAUAGAAGGCGGCACAUUUACAGCAUUACCUAAGCUCCGAUGGUUGGACCUUAGCCAUAACUCUCCAUUUAAUUCUGGAGACCGUGAGAACAACGCUUUCAAAGGAUUGGAGAGAAAACUUUUGUAUUUGGGUUUAAGAAAUGUCAGCCUAUUACAGGUGCCAACGUUGCAGUUGCCAAAGCUAAAGGGUUUAGAUCUCUCAUAUAACAAUCUGCCAUCAAUCGCACCAGACGCAAUAGCCAAACUAACUCAUUUGAGGAAGCUGGAUGUUUCCUACAACGACCUUAGUACCGUGCCAGUGGCGACACACUCCUUAAACGAGCUGCGUUGGCUUUCUUUAUCCGGCAAUCCUAUAACGGCGUUGAUGAAUACUAGUCUUUACGGACUAUCACCGAGGCUAGAAUAUAUUGACCUCACACAUCUUCGAUUGAAAAUACUUGAGCAUGGUGUCUUUAACAAAAUGUAUGGACUCAGAACACUAAAAAUUACUGUAUACGAUAACGUCAGAGACUUUAGUGUUCCAAAAAUGUUGACACACAACGCGGCUUUGGAAAAUCUUUUACUGGAAGUCGAAAGUCCAGCUGUUGAACUUGGUAAAGAAUUAAGUGGCCAGUUGCCGUGCAAACUUAAUAACAUUACUAUAACAGGAAGAGGAAUGAAGUUCCUUUCACCAUAUCUGCUUAGCGGUGUACAUUCGAAAGUUCUGAAGCUUACGAUUUUUAAUACGAGCAUAGAAGAGAUACCACCUGAAGUGUUCUGGGGCCCAGGUCGUGUCAAGAAUAUAACGCUUGAUCUGAGGUCGAAUUAUCUGAUGAGGGCGCCUAAUCCGGGCACAAGAGAAUGGCCAGGAGUACCCAACAGCAUGUUCCUUGAAGACAUUUUAGUAGCUGACAAUCCGAUUUACUGUGAUUGUGGAAUUGGGUGGAUAGAAGCAUGGGACCGCAAAAGAAGACAAUAUCUUUGCGAAAGUCCCUCGAAGUGUGUUGCAACGCGAGAUGAUGUCAGAUUUGCGAGGUGCUCGUACUAUGACAACAGAACGUUUAGUGAUGUACUGAAUCGAGAUUUAGACUGCGGCUGGAGUAGUGGAAUUCGAAGCAUGCCCAAUUUGCUUAUCGUUGCCGGCAUGUUGCUUCUAACAUGUCUUUACGUAUGAGGUCUAUAUUGGCUCCUUGGGGUAUAUGAAGAAUUCCACCUUAUCCUAGCACGAAUAUAUGGUAUUUAGGGAGUAACGUGCCGUAAUAUUUGGGUAAUUAUUCUAAUUGCUCAACUGAGAAAAUAUUGACCUGCUAGGACAUCAGAAAUUGUCCUGUACCAUUAUAACCAGAAGAGUGAGAUGGUGUAGAUUUUAGUAUCCAUUUUCUAUCUGAAUGUAGGUACAUGUAUAAAUGGCCUACAUUACAACCCACUGAAUCUCCCAAUAUGUGCUCCCAAAUAGCCAAAUUUGGAUCGUCGUAGUAAUAGUACGUGAAAUAGACACUUCGAGGUAAAAAGUGAAGCUGAGUGAGAUACGCGAUUGAUUAGUUGUAUAAAGGACUUUUGUAAUUGAUUGCAUACCUACAACUCUAGUGUUGCCUACUGUGCGUGAUUAAUUGCCGUUUUAAAAGAUGAGGCAACUGAUGUGAUCUCAAGAGAUUAAACGUAACCAACUGAAAUAUACUUGUUUCUCUUGCAACUUGGUAUACAAAGUUGGAACCUUUUUUGAGUGUGCGUAGAAUUAAGAGUAUUUUUUUUAGAUUUCACUCAUUUCGUGCACUGCCUUACAAAAAACCUCUGUGAUUUUUGUCCGGAGAAAUGUCCAAGUUGAAGGUGCGCUUGUAAUGAUAUCGAAAUGAAAAGAUUAAAACAUUUUAAUCGUUUAUGUGUGGAAGUGCACUUAAUGCGUCGAGGAGUUGCAUUUAUGUCGGGUUAAGAUUUGUUCGCAGGAAAGCAAUGACUUAAUAUUUGAUGGUAUAAGUAGACUGCAUUCACUGGAAUGAGAUGUGUUCGUCCAUUAUUAAGGUUUACAAUAUUAUUUUAGGUGUAUGGUUUGUGUAUUAGUAACCUUUAGAUAUAGGUUCUUUAAUAGGUACCUUUUAAUAGCCAAUUAGAUGAACAACUCCUGCAUUGAUUGUUUGGAUAUUAACUGUGCUCUUAAACAUUUGUACAAAAAUAAAUUUCUAGAUAUUUUAUCUAUCUUAUUUCAGAGUCACUAUCUCUCUUAAAGUUAAAAUUGUAAAUUCUGUAUUCAUUACAUGCACGUUUGUUAUUAGUAAAGAUUUUAGGCUGUAUGUGCUAAUUUCAAAACAAGUGGAAAUUAUUUAUUUAUAAUGAAUACAGGAUUUAUGCAAGUUUCCUCUUUACACUGUUUGGCAUCAUUGUUUAGCUGUCUACAAAGUUUAUCAAUAUAACUGUUAAAAUAUAUUUCAUUGCAUAUUCAAUGUCAGUAGCUCUAAUGGUAUCUAAGAACAAUGUUCUUGUUUAGUCAACAUAAGAGUAAUGUAGGAUAUGAAUGACUGAUCUGAAUAUUUUAGAACGGCUGGCAGGUUAUGUACUACGACCAUUGAUAUAGCUAAAAUUCAAAGUUUAAUACUUGCUGUAUUGAUUUUAUAUGUAAUACACAUUCACAUAAUUAUAUAUAUAUAUACAUUUACAUAUAAUAUACAUUUUGUUCUCUGUGACGACUGAGUUGUUGUGAUAGUUAGGCUUUACAGAACGUGCUUGCCGGUCUAAUAAUGACGAUAACGUGAAGACGAACUACUAAUAUACAAUAAAUCAAAGUAAAUUGCGUUUUCCGUUAAUAUGUAUCUAUAAAUAUAUAUUUUUAUAAACAUAAUUAUGCUUGAUUUUUCCACAUUAUUUUAAAGCUUGUUGAGGUUAUUUGUAGAUUAUGCUUUAAGUUAAGGCAUGUACAGUUAGGACCUCUAUAAGUAGGAACACCUAUAUAUUGUAGAGAAUUGCAAUAAUACAUAAUGAGCGAUUUUUAUACGGUAACAUAUCCAAUAAUCCGCACUAAAAAACUCCAGCCAUAGCCACUUAUUUUUGCUGGAAACUGAUAAUAGCUUAUUUGAAUCAAAUUGGCAAUCAUUGGUUGAUCGGAAAUGAGUUGUUUACCCUAAUAUCAGUAACAUUUUAUUUAUUAUUGUCCUUUAUGACAUCAUGAACCUGCCUAGGAAGCUGGUCUCGGGUUUGAAUCCCGUUGUGUGUUAAUCAUAAAUAUUUCUUCAUGAGUUGUGGAUGUUUUCUAUUAUAUUAUAUCGUCGUCUAGUACCCACAACAAAAGCCUUAUUAACCUUUGUGUUAGAUGGUCCCAUUAUAUUUAUUUAUUUAUUUUAUACGUAAUGAAGAGAAAAUUAACCUUACCUGUAUAGAAAUCUCUGUAUACACAUUUAAUAUAGCUAUAUAUUUUAACCUUUUCGCUGCCAUUGACUUGAUAUAAAGUUAGUAGGUACAUUUCGUGCCCCACACACCACGACUUGAUAAUAUAUGUUAUACGGGUUGUUUACGUGCAAUUUUGAACAUGGCAUUGAUGACACUUUUAUUUGAUUACUUUAUUGACGUGGCGGCGAAAAGGUAAAGGUAAUUUUACUAAAGAAAACAUCUACCUACCUGAUGAAUACUAAAAACGUUUUUUAUAAAUAUAAUUUUGUGUGUGUUUUCUUGCAAUUCUUACAUUAGGUCAGCGACAGCGACAGUGAUUUCAAUCGUAUACCUCUUCUUCAGUGGUCCAGUGGAGGCGGUGUCAGGCCUACAAGUCUACAUUUGUUUUCAAUGCCCUUGCCUUCACUAUUUCAUAUAAUUUAAAAGAAAUAUUUUUCAGUUUUUCUUAUUAUAAUUAAAUAAAUAAUUACUUAUUAAUUGCAUAAUAUUUUAGUUUUUAUGAAAAAGUAAUUAGAGAAUCUUCGUUUUUUUUUUAAACGCAUGUUAGAAAACGGUUUCGGCAUUGAAAACAAAUGAAUAUCGUUGAAACAAUGAAUAUAUUUUGUGAUAUAUAUUGCUAUAAUUAUAUUUUUGAUAAUGCCUAUGAUGGAUAUUGCUGAACUAAUAGGGAAUGGUAGCUGAAUUUAAAUAAUACCUAUAUCUUAUAAAGCUUCUCUAUAGAUAAUGUAGCGUUCAGAAUGUCAAUUGCUAAUUCAAACUCGAUGAUCAAAUAUAUUAUAACAUUUAUAACUUUUAACUAAAAUUAUAAUCAUUAUUUUAGCUGAAAUACAAAUUUUGUGGAACCCACCUAUUUUGUAUAAGCAUCAAUGGUUUUGUUAUUUUUAUUUUUUUAAAUAUGACUUUCUCAAAUCAGCGCUUUUACUGAUUAAUGAUUAUGAAAUACAUAUAAUUAUGUAAAUAUUUGAUAUCUUACAUAAUACUAGUUACCUGUAAAUUUACCUGUUAAAUAACAAAUGGUCAAAAUUAAAUUCAGUUUCCGAACGAUUGAGUUUGUCAACUAAUAUAAAGACGUAUUUUUCUUCGUGAUUUUUAGUUGUUUAUUAUUUUUAAUCCUUCAUCGUUAGUCAUUGUUUAACCUUCAAAUAGGUAUAUUUAGUUUUCCCUUUACCUUUAAAUUACAAAUCCACUUAACGCUACAAAGAACGGCUUCGAAAAAAUAUAUUUUGCAACGUUAUGAAUGUUAUGAAUUAUGAUAAAAAUAAUUUAUAUUUCCACUCUGCAAGGUCCCAUUGUGAUAGAUAUAGCUAGUGCCAACCCGUUAUUUAAUACAAGUGAAGAGCAAUUUUAGAUCAUCGUAGAUAUUAUCUAUGCUCAGUCUUCCUUUAUGGGAUUGGAAUAAAAAACUUAAUUUUUAACGUCUUUCGGUAUUUAAGGUCAUUUUGAUCGCUUUAUAAGAGUUACUAAUUCAUGUCAUAGCUUAGUCGUUAUCAAUUGAACAUUGAUUAUACCAAUCGCAGAAAGGACUACAAAAUGCGUAAUUCGGUCGAACGAAUAAUAUUAUAAACAUAGUGUUGUAAAUAAAAUUCUUAAAAUUUAAUAUAUAAACGAUAUUUUAAUUUCCUGGUUUAGGUACAUUUUAUAAAAUGUAUUUAUUUAAUGUGGAUACUAUUUAGAACAAGGGAAAGUUAUUGUCUUCACUACUUACGAGUCUAUAAUAGUGUGAAAUAAAUUAUUGAAUUAUUAGAGUAUCAAUAAAUUAUUGCGAAA